AGGGGUCGCGUCGCGGUUCCAUGUUCCCGGCGGUUUGAAGAGGGGCCCCCUUCCCGGGCGUGGUCGGGCUGGGCGGGUUCCGAGCGGCGGAUUUGUCCCAGGGCCGAGCCCUCUAGGGCGGGGCCUGGUCGGGUACCGGGGGACCCUGGCCCGGGGCCGAGCACGGCUGCCCCGCCUCAGCCCUGGCCUUCUCCGGCCCCGCCGUGAGGCCCGGGAGGUGACUGCUGCAGGCGUCCGGCUUGGACGAACCGCCGUUCCCAGUGCUGGGACCCUUUAAGGUGAUAGACUAGAGAACAAGACCUCUGUCUCCGUAGCAUCCUGGAGCAGUCUGAAUGCCAGAAUGGAUAACCGUUUUGCUACAGCAUUUGUAAUUGCUUGUGUGCUUAGCCUCAUUUCCACCAUCUACAUGGCAGCCUCCAUUGGCACAGACUUCUGGUAUGAAUAUCGAAGUCCAGUUCAAGAAAAUUCCAGUGAUUUGAAUAAAAGCAUCUGGGAUGAAUUCAUUAGUGAUGAGGCAGAUGAAAAGACUUAUAAUGAUGCACUUUUUCGAUACAAUGGCACAGUGGGAUUGUGGAGACGGUGUAUCACCAUACCCAAAAACAUGCAUUGGUAUAGCCCACCAGAAAGGACAGAGUCAUUUGAUGUGGUCACAAAAUGUGUGAGUUUCACACUAACUGAGCAGUUCAUGGAGAAAUUUGUUGAUCCCGGAAACCACAAUAGCGGGAUUGAUCUCCUUAGGACCUAUCUUUGGCGUUGCCAGUUCCUUUUACCUUUUGUGAGUUUAGGUUUGAUGUGCUUUGGGGCUUUGAUCGGACUUUGUGCUUGCAUUUGCCGAAGCUUAUAUCCCACCAUUGCCACGGGCAUUCUCCAUCUCCUUGCAGGUCUGUGUACACUGGGCUCAGUAAGUUGUUAUGUUGCUGGAAUUGAACUACUCCACCAGAAACUAGAGCUCCCUGACAAUGUAUCCGGUGAAUUUGGAUGGUCCUUCUGCCUGGCUUGUGUCUCAGCUCCCUUACAGUUCAUGGCUUCUGCUCUCUUCAUCUGGGCUGCUCACACCAACCGGAAAGAGUACACCUUAAUGAAGGCAUAUCGUGUGGCAUGAGCAAGAAACUGCCUGCUUUACAAUUGCCAUUUUUAUUUUUUUAAAAUAAUACUGAUAUUUUCCCCACCUCUCAAUUGUUUUUAAUUUUUAUUUUAUUUGUGGAUAUACCAUUUUAUUAUGAAAAUCUAUUUUAUUUAUACACAUUCACCACUAAAUACACACUUAAUACCACUAAAAUUUAUGUGGUUUACUUUAAGCGAUGCCAUCUUUCAAAUAAACUAAUCUAGGUCUAGACAGUAAGAAAUGGAUAGAGACUUGACACAAAUUUAUGAAAGAAAAUUGGGAGUAGGAAUGUGACCCAAAACAAGUUGUGCUAAUGUCUGUUAGACUUUUCAGUAAAACUAAAGUAACUGUAUCUGUUCAACUAAAAACUCUAUAUUAGUUUCUUUGGGAAACCUCUCAUUGUCAAAACUUUAUGUUCACUUUGCUGUUGUAGAUAGCCAGUCAGCCAGCAUUGUUAGUGCUGUUUUCAAAGAUUUAAGCUCUAUAAAAUUGGGAAAUUAUCUAAGAUCAUUUUCCCUAAGCAUUGACACAUAGCUUCAUCUGAGGUGAGAUAUGGCAGCUGUUUGUAUCUGCACUGUGUCUGUCUACAAAAAGUGAAAAAUACAGUGUUUACUUGAAAUUUUAACUUUGUAACUGCAAGAAUUCCAGUUCAGCCGGGCGAGGAUUAAUAUUAUUUUUAACUCUACAUAAGAUUUUCAGUACCACCAAAUUGUUCUGGAUUUUUUUUCUUUCCUCUUCACAUACCAGGGUUAUUAAAAGUGUGCUUUCUUUUUACAUUAUAUUACAGUUACAAAGUAAAAUUCCCCAACUGCUAUUUAUUCCAGCCCAGUACCAUAAAGAACGUUUCACCAUAAUGACCCUCCAGAGCUGGGAAACCUACCACAAGAUCUAAAGUUCUGGCUGUCCAUUAACCUCCAACUAUGGUCUUUAUUUCUUGUGGUAAUAUGAUGUGCCUUUCCUUGCCUAAAUCCCUUCCUGGUGUGUAUCAACAUUAUUUAAUGUCUUCUAAUUCAGUCAUUUUUUUAUAAGUAUGUCUAUAAACAUUGAACUUUUAAAAACUUAUUUAUUUAUUCCACUACUGUAGCAAUUGACAGAUUAAAAAAAUGUAACUUCAUAAUUUCUUACCAUAACCUCAAUGUCUUUUUUAAAAAAUAAAAUUAAAAAUGAAAAGAGA
Messenger RNA from Gorilla gorilla gorilla (western lowland gorilla), 2279 nucleotides. It is a transcript of the gene CLDND1, whose product is annotated as claudin domain containing 1. NCBI's taxonomy places the organism in Eukaryota, Metazoa, Chordata, Mammalia, Primates, Hominidae. The record is from RefSeq and is a predicted model, not a curated record. The coding region runs from base 341 to 1102 and encodes 253 amino acids. The transcript has 6 exons. Gene Ontology annotation, cellular component: membrane.